AUGCGAUUUCGACGCCUGACCCCUGGCUACUUCCGGGUACUACAGAUGCAGGUGGCCGGGCAGCUGAAGGUAGAGCCCCGGAGUCGGCUGAUUGGGGUUGUAGCUACACUGCUGGCUGUCCUUGGGCUAGGUGGCUCCUGCUACGCUGUAUGGAAGAUGGUAGGACAGCGGCAGCCGCCACAAGCGCCAUGA
Dipodomys spectabilis (banner-tailed kangaroo rat) is the source of this 192-nucleotide messenger RNA. RefSeq names its product putative transmembrane protein ZNF593OS. The transcript is spliced from 2 exons. The coding region runs from base 1 to 192 and encodes 63 amino acids. The record is from RefSeq and is a predicted model, not a curated record. Lineage: Eukaryota; Metazoa; Chordata; Mammalia; Rodentia; Heteromyidae.